AUGAAGACUGCUUUAAUUUUGCUCAGCAUUUUGGGAAUGGCUUGUGCUUUCUCAAUGAAGAAUUUCCACCGGAGAGUCAAAGCUGAAGACUCUGAAGAGAACGGGGUGUUUAAGUACCGGCCGCGCUAUUUUCUUUACAAACAUGCCUACUUCUAUCCUCCUCUAAAGCGCCUUCCAGCCCAGGGAGGCAGUGACUCUUCUGAAGAAAAUGGAGAUGGAGAUAGUUCGGACGAGGAAGGGGAAGAGGAGGAGAAUUCAAAUGAAGAGGAGAACAAUGAAGGUUCUGAGGGGAAUGAAGAGGAGGAGGCAGAGGCCGAGAACGCCACCCUCUCUAGUGUAACUCCACUCUAUGGAACCGAGGCCACACCUCAAGCAGAGACUAUAGGACUGGCUGCGCUCCAGCUGCCCAAGAAGGCUGGAGACACAGAAAGCAAGGUUGCAAAAAAGAAGGAAAGUGAUGAAGAAGAAGAAGAGGAGGAGGAAGAGGAGGAAAAUGAAAACGAGGAGGCAGAAGUUGAAGAAAACGAGCAGGUGGUCAACGGCACCAGCACAAACUCCACGGAGGUGUACGGUGGCAACAGCACUAGCGGAGGGAUCAAUGGAGAAGAAGGUCAGGGACAAAGCGUCACCGAAGCGGGUGUGGAAGGAGCCACAACGGGCAGGGAGCCAAUCAGUGAUGGCCCCACGACUGUUGUCCUUCCGAAGGCGCUUCAGCGUACGACCCCACCACCCCAAGCCUACGGGACCUCUUCCCCACCACUCAGUAAAACCACAGCUGAGUAUUGGGGAGAAUAUGAACAAACAGGCGUCAGUGAGAAUGACAGUGACUAUCAAGUCUACGACAAUGAGAAUGGGGAGCCUCGCGGGGACAAUUACCGGGCCUAUGAGGAUGAAUACAGCUACUACAAGGGGCGUGGCUAUGAAGGCUAUGAUGGUCAAAAUUAUUACUACCAUCAGUGA
Microtus ochrogaster (prairie vole) is the source of this 960-nucleotide messenger RNA. RefSeq names its product integrin binding sialoprotein (gene Ibsp). The transcript has 7 exons. Bases 1 to 960 code for a protein of 319 amino acids. Lineage: Eukaryota; Metazoa; Chordata; Mammalia; Rodentia; Cricetidae. The record is from RefSeq and is a predicted model, not a curated record. Gene Ontology annotation, cellular component: extracellular region. Gene Ontology annotation, biological process: cell adhesion; ossification; extracellular matrix organization.